UAUCAAAUCACAGCCACACAACAUUGACUUUCAGAUUUUUUUCGCGUCGCAAAUUUUUUGGAAUAUACCAAAAUAUUUACUAAGACCAGUUAUUUAGACUGUUUUUGGCGCUCUUUGUUCAAAGAAGAAAUUUUGAAUAAUUUUGGUAGACAGAUCUAUCAAAAAACGGCCAUGUUAAAAACCUUUAAGACAGAAGACGAUAAGAAAGUGAAGCGACUGUACCACCAGCGCUAUCGCACCGAAUGGGAGAAGUUCCCUGCGUUCUCCAGCUGGCUUUGCUCCAGCAAUGAUGGUUACUCGGCACACUGCAGGAUCUGCGACGCUAAUGUCCUAGCCAGAUUGGCAUCCAUUAAGCAGCAUCUUGUCACACGGAAGCACCAGGAAAGUUCCAAAUGCCACAACAUUCUAUCGAAGAACAUGAUCAAGGGAGAGCUCUGCAAAGUGGAACAUGAUCCGGAUUUGGCGGCUUCUAUUAUUUCACCUAAAUCAAAAUUAAAACCAAAGUUCAAACCGAAGCCAAAAAUAAAGAGCAAAUUGCAGGUAAAGAUUAAGAACGAGCCUAAGGCGGAAAGAAUGGAGGAGGACGAAAUCGGAUCGAACGAUUCAAUCCUGGAUGAUCUGCUGAGAACCGACCCGGCGUAUCAGGAGCAAGAGUAUGUGGUUGAAAACGAGAUCGUCGAAGAACAGCACGAUUUGGAUGAUCAGGUGGUCUACGAGGAGGAACUGAUUAAUAUCAAGCAGGACGGAGCAGAGUUGCAAAACGAAUUCCAAGAGGACGCAAUUUCUGAGGACGUCAUUAUUAGCGAAUUUGACUUGUUUGGGAAGAGCUUGGCGCUGCAAUUGAACAAUAUGGAUUUGGAGGACGCUCUACUAUGCCAGGAACGUCUGCAAGUUGUACUGACAGAAUUCCGCCUCAAGAUUCUUAAGCGUAAAAAGGAGUUUAAACGUAGUUCUUAGGCUUACAUUUUAUAUCAAUUGUCGUCUUAUGUACAUAGAAAAAUCUUUAACAAUUAAAUAAAUAACUAUUCUGCCUCAA
Drosophila eugracilis is the source of this 1036-nucleotide messenger RNA. RefSeq lists its product as uncharacterized. The transcript has 2 exons. The record is from RefSeq and is a predicted model, not a curated record. Bases 172 to 957 code for a protein of 261 amino acids. Lineage: Eukaryota; Metazoa; Arthropoda; Insecta; Diptera; Drosophilidae.